GCAUUACGAUCGCAUGAAAUACACAGAUUUAUCUACAUAACUACAAUAUUAUUAUAUAUUAAAUAUUAAUUUAUAUACUUGUGUUAAGUGAGUGUAUCUGAGUGUUUUGGCUAUAGUAUACAAGACUCUCAUAUAUAAAGUACACCAUAUAUACAGUACAAUGAUAUACCAAUUGGAGAAAGUAAAGCAAAAUACACUGAAAGAGUGCGAUAUAAGUAAAUUGACAGGCCUAUGGUAUGCCGUUUAUAGUAAAACACCGGCACCACAGCCGAUUUGUAUGGAGUUAAACAAAGUUAGCGAACAUUCGUUACAAUUCAAACAUAUAAUUAACGGAGUGGUGGAUCACACGUAUGAUUUGGUACAAAAUUACGACACACUGCAGGGUAAAUUGGACCGGGUGAUAGACCGUGGUGACUAUCAAUUAGGCUACCCGUGGUGGGUGUUGCACACCGACUACGAUCAGUUUUUGGUCGUAUACCAGUGCCUUAUACACAGUGAUGAUCCAAAUGAUCCAAACGCUUCCGAAGACGUGUGGACAAUCUAUAGCCGCUCGAAGACAAUCACUGGCGACCAGUUGACGAUCGGUCGGGAAGUGUUGCUCAAGUCUGGGGCCAAACCCACCGCCGAUGACCAGCAGGAGAUACUGUUCAAAAUGUAUACAUUGAUUGUCAUUCCAUUGCACACAGGCCAACAGUCGGUCUAUCCCUACCAUAAGCCGGCGAGUAAGGCAUUGAGAGAGUUGGACCUGAAAUCGUUGGAGGGCGAAUGGUAUGGUGUGUAUCACCGGAAUGCCAAAGAAGUGAACGGUUCCUGUCCUCGACUAGAGAUCUUUGUGGGCAAUGGUUAUGUGAAUGUGACCGAGAGCCGUGGAAACAACACAGUGUUUGUACAGAAAAUGGAGCAAAACCAGUACUUAAAGGGCAAAAUAAGCCAGGUGAUCCAAUUGCCCGAGGGCUACUCGGUGGAGAGACCAUGGUUCAUUCAGCAAGUGGACCCGGUGCUGGUCAUAUACCAGGUGACUACCGGUAGUAGCGAUACAGAUAACUGGUCUGUUUAUAGUAGAAACCAAACGCUGAGCACAACUAUCGUGGAAAGUGGGGCACAAAGACUGGUAGAGGCCGGCGCUGUCCGCGACAUCAAUGGUAAUGUGGGCUAUCAUUGCUCGGAUUGA
Medioppia subpectinata is the source of this 1171-nucleotide messenger RNA. The record is from the annotation of a GenBank genome assembly. NCBI's taxonomy places the organism in Eukaryota, Metazoa, Arthropoda, Arachnida, Sarcoptiformes, Oppiidae.